Messenger RNA from Peromyscus maniculatus bairdii (prairie deer mouse), 4368 nucleotides. The record is from RefSeq and is a predicted model, not a curated record. NCBI's taxonomy places the organism in Eukaryota, Metazoa, Chordata, Mammalia, Rodentia, Cricetidae.
UGCGUGGCUCUUUGGAUGCCCUGGCCCAACUGCCUGGUGUCUUGGCGGCCCUUGUUGUCCUUUGACUCCUCGGCCUGUGUUAGUGGUUACCUGGAUGAUUGUACCUGCGAUGUUGAGACCAUCGAUAAAUUUAAUAACUACAGACUUUUCCCAAGACUACAAAAACUUCUUGAAAGUGACUACUUUAGAUAUUACAAGGUAAACUUGAAGAAGCCCUGUCCUUUCUGGAAUGACAUCAACCAGUGUGGGAGAAGAGACUGUGCUGUGAAACCCUGUCAUUCUGAUGAAGUUCCUGAUGGAAUUAAGUCUGCAAGCUACAAGUAUUCUGAAGAAGCUAACCUCAUUGAAGAAUGUGAACAAGCUGAGCGGCUUGGAGCAGUGGAUGAAUCUCUGAGUGAGGAAACCCAGAAGGCCGUCCUUCAGUGGACCAAGCAUGAUGAUUCUUCAGACAGCUUCUGUGAAGUUGACGACAUACAGUCCCCUGAUGCUGAGUAUGUGGAUUUACUCCUUAACCCUGAGCGCUACACAGGCUACAAGGGGCCGGAUGCUUGGAGGAUAUGGAGUGUCAUCUAUGAAGAAAACUGUUUUAAGCCACAGACAAUUCAACGGCCUUUAAAUCCUUUGGCUUCUGGUCAAGGAAAAAGUAAAGAGAACACUUUUUACAGCUGGCUAGAAGGCCUCUGUGUAGAAAAGAGAGCAUUCUACAGGCUUAUAUCUGGUCUACAUGCAAGCAUUAAUGUGCAUUUGAGUGCAAGGUAUCUUUUACAAGAUACUUGGCUGGAAAAGAAAUGGGGCCACAAUGUCACAGAGUUUCAGCAGCGCUUUGAUGGGGUUUUGACUGAAGGAGAAGGUCCGAGAAGGCUGAAGAACUUGUAUUUUCUGUACUUGAUAGAGUUAAGGGCUCUGUCUAAAGUCCUCCCAUUUUUUGAGCGCCCAGAUUUUCAGCUCUUCACUGGAAAUAAAGUUCAGGAUGCAGAAAACAAAGUGUUACUUCUGGAGAUCCUUCAUGAAAUCAAGUCAUUUCCUUUGCAUUUUGAUGAGAAUUCCUUUUUUGCUGGGGAUAAAAAUGAAGCACAUAAACUAAAGGAGGACUUCCGACUACAUUUUAGAAAUAUUUCGAGAAUCAUGGAUUGUGUUGGUUGUUUUAAGUGCCGACUGUGGGGAAAGCUCCAGACUCAGGGUUUGGGCACUGCUCUGAAGAUCCUGUUUUCCGAGAAACUGAUAGCAAAUAUGCCAGAGAGUGGACCAAGUUAUGAAUUCCAGCUAACCCGACAGGAGAUAGUAUCCUUGUUUAAUGCAUUUGGAAGGAUUUCGACAAGUGUAAGAGAAUUAGAGAACUUCAGGCACUUGUUACAGAAUGUUCACUGAGGAGGAGAGCUUGAAAGGUGCCUGUUUCUGGACAGGGGAGGCCAGAGAGCUGAAUGUCUCCGAGCAGCGUGACUGCAAUGGCCGUCUUAAGGCAAACAUUUCUAUAAAGCUGCUUUUGUAAAAGGAGAAAUACAUUGUUUUAAGUAAAUGACAUUUUUGAAAAUUGUGUUCAUGUUUAAUAUUAUUGUGAAUAAAAGUAGUAUUUUGAUAAUGUACAAAUUUUAAUACUAGACAAAGGUAAGAUCAUCAAAAUCCAUAUGGUAAAACUAGGUGAAUGAUGUCUUUAGCCUCUCAAACUAGAUUUGUAUUUACAAAGAUGUGAUAAAAAUAAAGUUAAGGCCGGGCGGUGGUGGCGCACGCCUUUAGUCCCAGCACUCGGGAGGCAGAGCCAGGCGGAUCGCUGUGAGUUCGAGGCCAGCCUGGGCUACCAAGUGAGUUCCAGGAAAGGCGCAAAGCUACACAGAGAAACCCUGUCUCGAAAAAUCAAAAUAAAUAAAUAAAUAAAUAAAUAAAAUAAAAUAAAGCUAAGAUAACUGUGACAAGUGUUGGGUAGUAACAUUCUGAGAGGCUCACCAAUAACCCGUGGUCAACAGCCUAAAAACACCAAUGCAUUUUCGUUUGCCUCAUCCACAAAGAAACUACAGAAUUCCCAGUUAGAUUUGAGUUUUAGAUAAGCAGCUAGUUUUCUUAAGUGUAAAAGUGUUGUAUGCAGUAUUAGGGCCUUAUUUAUACUAAAAGUAAUUCAUUUGUUUUAAGUUCAGGUUUAACUGGGAGGCCUGUGUUUUUCUGGCAACCUUAAAAUACACUGGUAUGAAACAUUCCUUUUAGAGUUAUAUGGCUAUUUUGAUUGUGCUGUUUUGGUAUGUAGGGAAGUAGACCAACUAUAAGGCACAGGAGAUUUCUAAACAUUGUAGAAAGAUGAAGAGAUAUAUUUAUUCUCAUAAUACUUCCCCUAAUAGUAGAAUUUUGGGGAAAAUUUUAUUUUUAUAUAAUUUCAGAUUUACAGAAAAGUUUCAAAAACAGUGCAAAAAAAUCUGUUUUACUCAAAUUCAUGGAUUGUUCACAUGUGUUUUACCUCUCAUGCUAUCCCACGCUGGGGAUUGAGCCCAGCACCUCAGGCAUGCUGGGCUAGCCUCCACCCCGGAGCUGUGUCCUCAGGCCUUGCUUUAUUUUCUGUGUAGACAUAGAUACCCUGUUCUAAUUUAUUGUUUGGAAACUAGUCAUGGGCUUCAUGUGUUAACGCAAAACACUCCAGUGUAAUGCUCAGCAGUCUCCUAAAAGUGACUUUUUUGUUUUUCUUUCAAAGGGAGAAACCAAACCUUACUAAUCUGAGCUAAACUACUAUAAGCCUUAGAAUAAGGAAAUAUCUCAUGUCCUAGUCACUUUUUUUGGUUGCUUUUUUUGACCUGUGUAAUCAUAGGUUAUACAAUUCAUGUUUUUUAUACAUGAACCUGAUUUCUUUUGCUUCCAUAAAAUGGAACUGUAACCUGGAUAGGUUUUCACUAGUGGAAGCUUUUUACUGAGAACAAUAUUUGAAGUGGUUUAAGAAUUUAUAUCACAUGGCAAUUAUAAAUGCUGUAGACCUCAAAAUUAUGCCCCUUUUUAUCAUAUAUAAAGUCUGAGCAGUUAAGGCAGGUUGGGAUGUCACAUAAGAAAAGCAGAAUUUCUGUAUGUAAUGGACAGAAAUGUCACUUUACACUGCUGUGUAUGUUCUCUGUCCCUAAGAUCUGGUCCAGUGCCAAGCAUAUAGUUGGUGUCUAGUAUUUGUUGAUUGAAUGUGUAAGUAUGUAUUUAGUAUACUUUAUGUGAAUGAUCAUAGAACUAUGUUUAACAGUGUGUCCUCUUUUCCUUUCUCAUUUUCCCCCUUCAUUUGAAUAAGGUAACAAAUGAAAGAUGUCAACCCACUAAUUAAAUCUGUUUUCUUGGGGACUCAUAGUACUAAGCGAUUACCAUAUACAAGGUGUUUCGGCAGCCCGAGUUCUUGAAAACCUCACUGCUUUCACUUGCUGCCUCCACUUGCUUGGCCCUGUGUCCUCUGUCCUUCCAGAUGUGGUCGGACAGCUUAGCUCUAAGUCUACAGUUAACACACAGCAAGCUGUUUCUUGAUUUGAACUUUCCUGCAUUGACAUCUUGACAAUCUCUUCCUCCAAGUCCCUGCUCCAUUGUGUGCUUGUGUCUGGUUUGCUCCUGGAUGUCUCUCCUCUGGUCUCCUCAUGUACCCUGAAUAUCAUCCUCAGACUUCUUGUUCCCAGUCACUGUGCUUCACUCUGGGUCAUUUCCAUCCAGCGAGGCCCAACAGACUUUAGCUCAGACUUAGUGCGUUUUCCUGCUGGACUCACUCAAGUCUCCACACACCCACUCCUGUGUCUGCUCCUUACCUGGUUAAUUUCAGAGCCAUUGUUCUGUACAAGAUUUUAUAGUUCAUUCCUCUUCCUCCUAACUGUUGGGGUCUGAGUUCUGUUGACUUUACUCCCAUCUCUCUAUCAUUCUCUCUCAUUUUUGUUACUGUUACCCAAAGGACUGCCCAUGUCUAUUUCUUCAUCUCUGUGGCCCACAUCACCAGAUUGGGCUUUCUAGAAGCAUUCAACCUAACACCCACUGACAAUUUUACGAGCUUUCUGGUGAGAGCUUUUACUUGGUGUCCAAGAUCCUUUUCUUGUCUUUGCCACUCUGUUCUGAUAAGCAGGUUAAAAAAGUCCAGAGCUGGAUCUCCCUCCAAACCAUGGUAGACACCGUAUUUGCAUUGAGAAACCCAGGCUUCUUUCCCACCUGGGAAGUUCAGUGCAGUUUUGAAAUCACACCUGUCCCCUUCCCAUGGGCACCACUGUAACUGCAACCUACCUCUACUGAAUCACUUACUGUACUGUAUGUUUUACUUUUUUAAAGUGUCCUUUCCUAGAAUGUGAGCUCCCCAGGGGCAGGAAAAGAGACUAUUAAUUUUGGCAUCUCUGUAGCAUAAUGUUUGGCAUAUGAGCAUUUAAUAAAUGUUUGUUGAAUUAA